Molecule: messenger RNA, 386 nt
Organism: Dendrobium catenatum
Lineage: Eukaryota; Viridiplantae; Streptophyta; Magnoliopsida; Asparagales; Orchidaceae
Exons: 1
Coding region: 1-339 (112 amino acids)
Source: RefSeq, a predicted model, not a curated record
AUGGAAUGCCGCGACCAGAACAUUGGCGCAUCACCUUCUCCAUCGCCGCGCCAUAAAACCCGGCCGAUAAUCAGGUUCCCUUGUUGCAGUCGCGUUGCCAAUUCGGAAGAUCCGCCGGUGGUAGAGGCAUCGGUGAUUCGAUCAACGCCGUCAUGGAUCCGUGCAAAGGCUAUGGAGCUCCCGGAGAUGAAGGAAUGUUGCCGGAGGCUGAUCGGGAAAUCAUCAGGCCGCCAAUUUGGAGACUUCAGGUACGACCCUAUCAGCUACGCACUUAACUUUGACGACGGAGACGAUGGCGCCAAUGCAGAGUUGUUCCGAUUGCGAAACCCCACGUCUUGAUUCCUGAUGUUGCCGUCGGAUCCUAUUGACGGCGCAUGAAGAUACAA